GUAGGACCUAACCAUAACUUCCUCAUUUAGUGCUUUGUUUUUCAAGUUGAUCAUUUCAAAGAUCUGUCACCUUUUUAUACCAGUUUUUUCCUUAAGAUUUUGGGGCAAUAUUUCCAACAUUCUUCCCUUCCUUGUGCAACAUGAUUCAAAGGGCUGCAUGCUUUCCCAGAGCUCUACUUUCUUCUCUACAGAAGGUAGGAGCUAGGUACUUUACUGCCCCUGCAGCUCUAACUUCUGCACAAUCUUCUGCUGAUUGGGAUUACGAAUCAACGGAUUAUGAUUGGGAUAAUCUUGGGUUCAAGGUGAUUCAAACUGAUUAUAUGUUCAUGACAAGAUGCUCUCAAUAUGGAAAUUUUGAAAAAGGCCAACUUAAUCCUUAUGGGAACAUUGAAUUGAGCCCCUCUGCUGGUGUCUUGAACUACGGACAGGGUUUAAUUGAAGGUACAAAAGCUUAUAGAAGAGAUGAUGGACGUACUUUUCUUUUCCGUCCACACGAAAGUGCAAUUAGAAUGCAAAUUGGUGCUGAAAGAAUGUGUAUGCCUUCCCCUUCUACUCAACAAUUUGUCGAUGCUGUCAAGCUAACUGCUCUGGCUAAUAACCGUUGGAUCCCACCAGCUGGCAAAGGGUCACUUUAUGUUAGGCCUCUGCUUAUAGGAAAUGGGCCUAUACUUGGGGUGGCUCCAGCUCCUGAGUAUACAUUCCUUGUCUAUGCUUGCCCAGUGGGAAAUUAUUUAAGGAAUGGAACACAACCAUUAACCUUAUAUGUUGAGGAGGAACAUCAUCGUGCCUCACAAGGGGGAGCUGGUGGAGUCAAAAGCAUUACUAAUUAUGGCCCGGUUUUGAAAGCUAUAAAGAGAGCAAAGGAGAGAGGAUACUCAGAUGUAUUGUACCUUGACUCAGUAAAUAAUAGAUAUAUUGAAGAGGUCUCUGCCGCUAACAUUUUCCUUGUUAAGGGAAAAGUCAUUGCAACGCCAAUCCCCAGUGGAACCAUUCUUGAAGGAAUCACAAGAAAAAGCGUUAUAGCCAUUGCACAUGAUCUUGGAUACCAGGUUGAAGAACGUUUGAUUGAAGCUGAAGAAUUGAUUAGUGCAGAUGAAGUCUUCUGUACAGGAACUGCACUUGGUGUUGCACCAAUAGGAAGUAUUACUUAUAAGAACAAACGGAUUGAAUACAAGGUAAGCUCAGAACUAAUUAGCGAGCAAUUAAACUCGACACUAGUAGCGAUUCAAAAAGGUAUUAUCGAGGACAAGAGGAAUUGGGUUCUUGAGAUUAAGUGAGCUUUGGUUUGAUGACGUUAACAAAGUUAAACUUGCAAAAUUUGUGCACCAUUUUUUUGUAAUAAGUUAUAAGUAAUUAUUUUGAGACAUGAGAUUAGCUAGACAAAUUAUCAUUGUAUUAAUUAAAGUGUUAUGCUCUAAGAGCUCCAUAUACCCUAAAUAUUGGGCCGUUGGAUUGA
This is a messenger RNA of Nicotiana tabacum (common tobacco), 1456 nucleotides long. Its product is annotated as branched-chain-amino-acid aminotransferase 2, chloroplastic. Gene Ontology annotation, biological process: branched-chain amino acid metabolic process. The record is from RefSeq and is a predicted model, not a curated record. Gene Ontology annotation, molecular function: branched-chain-amino-acid:2-oxoglutarate transaminase activity. Lineage: Eukaryota; Viridiplantae; Streptophyta; Magnoliopsida; Solanales; Solanaceae.